Molecule: messenger RNA, 1210 nt
Organism: Gadus macrocephalus (Pacific cod)
Lineage: Eukaryota; Metazoa; Chordata; Actinopteri; Gadiformes; Gadidae
Gene: snrpa1
Product: small nuclear ribonucleoprotein polypeptide A'
Exons: 9
Coding region: 110-1054 (314 amino acids)
Biological process (GO): mRNA splicing, via spliceosome
Cellular component (GO): U2 snRNP
Molecular function (GO): U2 snRNA binding; protein binding
Source: RefSeq, a predicted model, not a curated record
AUUUGAUACCGACUUCCUUCCGGGCGGCAGCGUGUGGAAAGCAGCAAAACGUUCAGUUUAUGAAUCAAGCAACCGAACGCGGUUGAAUAAAAAAAACUACAAUUUAAAGAUGGUUAAGUUAUCAGCAGAACUCAUCGAGCAGGCGGCUCAGUACACGAACCCCGUGCGGGACCGAGAGCUGGACCUGAGAGGGUAUAAAAUUCCCGUCCUGGAAAACCUAGGAGCCACGCUUGACCAGUUUGACACAAUCGACUUCUCCGACAAUGAGGUCAGGAAACUGGACGGGUUCCCCCUCCUGAAGAGGCUCAAGACCCUGCUGCUGAACAACAACAGAAUAUGUCGCUUUGGUGAAAACCUUGAACAUGCUUUGCCAAGUUUGACGGAACUGAUUCUUACAAGCAACAACAUUCAAGAACUGGGUGAUUUGGACCCACUGGCUACUGUGAAGACUUUGACUCUCCUCAGUCUGCUGAGGAAUCCUGUCACGAACAAGAAGCACUACAGGCUCUAUGUCAUCAGCAAAAUCCCACAAAUCAGAGUGCUGGAUUUCCAGAAAGUGAAGCUGAAGGAACGACAAGAAGCAGAGAAAAUGUUCAAGGGCAAACGUGGUGCCCAGCUUGCAAAGGAUAUUGCCAAGCGAACGAGAACGUUCACCCCUGGAGCGGCGGUGCAGACUGAGAAGAAAGCGGGUCCAUCCCAGGCCGACGUGGAAGCCAUCAAGAAUGCGAUUGCCAACGCCUCGUCUCUGGCGGAGGUGGAGAGGCUGAAGGGGAUGCUACAGGCUGGUCAGAUCCCAGGAAGAGAUCUUCGACAAGGCCCAGAAGAAGUGGUUGAAGAAGAAGAAGAAGAGGAGGAGGAGGAAGAGCAGGAGGAAGAGAGUGAUGUUGUGCAAACGGCAGGCGAACAGCCCAUGGAUGAUGGGGGGGAGGAGAACAUGGAUGGUGAAGCUGAAGAAGAAGUCGAGGAGGAGGAGGAGGAAGAGGAGGAGGCGGCGGCUAAAGGCGAGGAAGAGGAUGAUGGCAUGGAUGAGGAUCCACCAGUCAAUGGCUCCUGAGUGUCCUAAUAACUGUUUUUGUUUUAUUUUUUUUAUAUAUUUCUGUUGAACCAACAUGCAAUGAUGUCAAUAAAAUUUGUUUUUUGUUAAAUUUGUGUCCGUGUCGGACUGUUAAGAUCUACAAAUGCCAAUUAAAACGUGCACCUGAAUUGAGUA